AUGGAGUGUAACAAGGACGAAGCUAGAAGAGCGAUUGAUAUCGCCGAGAAGAAAAUCUCAGCGAGUGAUUACGAUGGGGCUAAGAAAUUCGUGAACAAGGCGGAGCGUCUGUAUCCGCAACUUGAAGGUUUGAAACAAGUGUUGAUGACCAUCGAUGUUUAUAUCUCUGCGUCAAACAAAAUCAACGGAGAAUCUGAUUGGUAUGGAGUUCUCGGUGUAGAUCCUAUGGCUGAUGAUGAAGCUGUGAAGAAACGUUACAAGAAGUUAGCUCUUUUGCUUCAUCCGGACAAGAACAGGUUUAACGGUGCCGAAGGCGCGUUUAAACUGGUUUUACAAGCUUGUGAUUUGUUAUCUGAUAAGGUUAAGAGAAGCGUGUAUGACCAAAAAAGGAAAUCGAAACAAGUUAACCAGAAAACACCGAAGCCACGCGAGCCUGAGCGUCAUCAGCCUGAGUCUUCGCAGAAACAGAAAACACCGAAGCCACGCGAGCCUGUUUCUUCGCAGAAACAGAAGGAUGCACAAGAAAAAUUAAAUAGAUAUUUUGAGGAACAGAAGAAAAAACGUGAAGCAGAGAGACUUUCCAAGAAUCAGGAGAAAAGAGACUCCACUACUUUUGAAGCAGAGAGGCCUUACAAGAAGCCGAUGACAAGUGGAGAUGCAAACUCUACUUUUGAAGCAGAGAGGCUUUUCAAAGGAGGAAACGCAAACUCUACUUUUGAAGCAGAGAGGCUAUUCAAAAGAGGAAACGCAAACUCUACUUUUGAAGCAGAGAGGCUAUUCAAGAAGCCGAUGAAAACAGGGAAUGUUAAGAGAAGCGUGUAUGACCAAAAAAGGAAAUCGAAACAAGUUAACCAGAAAACACCGAAGCCACGCGAGCCUGAGCGUCAUCAGCCUGAGUCUUCGCAGAAACAGAAAACACCGAAGCCACGCGAGCCUGUUUCUUCGCAGAAACAGAAGGAUGCACAAGAAAAAUUAAAUAGAUAUUUUGAGGAACAGAAGAAAAAACGUGAAGCAGAGAGACUUUCCAAGAAUCAGGAGAAAAGAGACUCCACUACUUUUGAAGCAGAGAGGCCUUACAAGAAGCCGAUGACAAGUGGAGAUGCAAACUCUACUUUUGAAGCAGAGAGGCUUUUCAAAGGAGGAAACGCAAACUCUACUUUUGAAGCAGAGAGGCUAUUCAAAAGAGGAAACGCAAACUCUACUUUUGAAGCAGAGAGGCUAUUCAAGAAGCCGAUGAAAACAGGGAAUGCAUACUCUACUUUUGAAGCAGAGUGGCUUUUCAAUAAGCUGAUGGCAACAAGAGACCCCAACUCUACUUAUGAAGCUCAGAGGCUUUUCAGAUGCCGAUGA
Messenger RNA from Camelina sativa (false flax), 1350 nucleotides. Lineage: Eukaryota; Viridiplantae; Streptophyta; Magnoliopsida; Brassicales; Brassicaceae. The record is from RefSeq and is a predicted model, not a curated record.